AUGGAAGAAUUUGCUGCGAAAUCCCUUUUAGGGAAGUUAGGCUCUUCUGCAAUUAAAGAACUUUAUCUGGCAUGGGGACUUAAAGCUGAACUUGCAAGUCUUGAAGAGAAAUUGUUAGCCAUCAAUGCAGUUUUGAUGGAUGCCGAGAAGAAACAGUCCCGGAAUGAGAAGAUUCGGUUCUGGCUUCAGAUGCUCCGAGAAUUCAUGUAUGAUGCAGAGGACGCACUGGAUGGAUUUGAGUGUGAAGAUUUGAGAAGGCAAGUGGUGAAAACUACAGGGAGCACUAGCAGAAAGCUAAGCCGCUUCUUUUCAAGUUCUAACAAGCUUGCAUUGCGUUUUAAAAUGGGUCAUAAAAUAAAGGACCUCAACGACAGGCUAGCCGAGAUUGAAUCUCUGAAGUCUCUGCUUGGCCUCACCGAGCAGACUAACAGAGACAAGGAAUGCACCAUCAACCUCUUAGUAGAACCUUUAAAGGUUGAUGACGCUCAUCCCUUUGUCAUUCCAAUAGUCGGAAUGGCUGGUUUGGGGAAGACUGCUCUUGCCAAAUCGGUGUAUGACGAUGGAAGUGUGGAUGCCUUUUUUGAGCUGAAGAUGCAGGCAUGUGUUUCAGAUGGAUUUGCUCUCAAACAAGUGAUGCAAAAGAUGAUCAACUCUGCAACUGGGGAAAGAUGUAACGACUUGGAAGAGGUUGAACUAAAAGCAAAACUAGAAAUGCCUAUAUUAUCAAAAGGUGCACUUGGAAGUAAGAUCAUAGUAACCACCAGAAGUAAACGUGUAGCACAGAUUAUGGGUUCUGCUGGUGCACAAGAGUUAAGUCUUCUUGAUCAAAAGGAUUGUCUGACUUUGUUUUACAAGUGUGCAUUUAAGGAAAGGCAGAAGGAGCAACAUCCAAAUUUGGUAGAAAUUGGGAAAGAAAUAGUGGGAAAAUGCAAGCAAAUUCCUCUGGCAUUUUGGAUGGCACAAGGACUGGUUCAUCAAUCAACACAUCCAAGUGAAAACUUGGAAGAUGUUGGGAUUCGCUAUGUGCCUCUUCCUAAGUUCCCAAAUAAGAUAGAGCGUGUGAGAACGCUUGUUUUUGUAGCCAGUCUAGAGGAACCUAGUUGCAGAACAGACUUCGAGAAAUGUUUGUCAGGAUUUAAGCAUUUGCGGUCGCUGGAACUAAUGGAUGUCUGUGAAUUUCUGCCGGAUAAGAUUGGCUCCCUGAAAGAGUUGAGAUAUCUGAAUUUAGUUGAGAAUACAAAGCUGAAAAGAUUCCCAAAAUCUAUUUUCAAGUUACAAAAUUUGCAGGCUCUGAUUCUAGGUGAUGGAUUCGUAGAGCUGCCAAAAGAUGUGAGGUGCUUGAUCAGCCUUAGAUUGUUAUUUCUAAUCACCAAGCAGAAGCGGUUGCCAGAAGGUGGAGUUGGGUGCUUGGGGAGUCUUCAAAUUUUAUUGAUUGCUGGCUGUGAAAAUCCUGAAUAUUUGUGUGAAGAUAUGCAAGGUCUUAAAAGUCUUCGGAAAUUGUGCAUUGGAGGGUGUAAAAACUUGAUCUCUUUGCCACGAAGUAUGAAAUACCUAACUGCACUUGAGUAUUUGAGUAUUAUGUUUCUUCAAGGAUCUGCAGGCUCCUUACAAACAUUUGCAAUCGAAGACUGUCCAAACAUCAUAGAAUUGCCAGAGUGCACCGGCAAUCUGAAGGAACUUCAAAAGCUUGUGAUCAGGAUGUGUCCAAGUCUGGGCGAAAGGUGCCAAAGGGAAACAGGAGAAGAUUGGCCCAAGAUUGCUCAUGUCCCUCAUAUUGAUGUUGACUAUAUCUUCUACAACAGUGAGCUCCUUGCGGUCAUUGGCUUGAAGCUGGAUGUUUCUGUCUUGUUUAGAUCCUCGAGCCUUGAUUUUCUUAGCUGCCUGUUUGUGGCUGGUUAUCUGGUUACUUUCUUGCAGCUAUUGUGCUAA
This is a messenger RNA of Populus trichocarpa (black cottonwood), 1929 nucleotides long. Its product is annotated as putative disease resistance protein RGA3. Gene Ontology annotation, molecular function: ADP binding. Gene Ontology annotation, biological process: defense response to other organism. Lineage: Eukaryota; Viridiplantae; Streptophyta; Magnoliopsida; Malpighiales; Salicaceae. The record is from RefSeq and is a predicted model, not a curated record. The transcript has 7 exons. The coding region runs from base 1 to 1929 and encodes 642 amino acids.